Messenger RNA from Rhizophagus irregularis DAOM 181602=DAOM 197198, 1629 nucleotides. RefSeq lists its product as uncharacterized. Gene Ontology annotation, cellular component: Prp19 complex; cytoplasm; U2-type catalytic step 1 spliceosome. Gene Ontology annotation, molecular function: protein binding; ubiquitin protein ligase activity. NCBI's taxonomy places the organism in Eukaryota, Fungi, Glomeromycota, Glomeromycetes, Glomerales, Glomeraceae. Gene Ontology annotation, biological process: DNA repair; protein ubiquitination; mRNA splicing, via spliceosome. The record is from RefSeq and is a predicted model, not a curated record.
GGUUAAGACUUACGAAUCACGAUCAACCAUAAAAAAUUCCUCGUCUCUUACAAAAACUUGAUUAUGUUUUGUGCAAUUUCCGGAGAACCUCCACAGGAACCCGUAGUUUCGAAAAAAUCGGGACAAGUUUAUGAAAAAAGAUUGAUCUUAAAAUACAUUGCUGACUAUGGUAAAGAUCCAAUUACCGGGGAAGAUACAAAGGAAGAUGAUUUAUUAGAAAUAAAAGCAAGUCCAAAGACCGUAAAGCCAAGACCUGCUACUUUGACAUCAAUUCCAUCUCUUUUGUCAGUCUUUCAAAAUGAAUGGGAUAGUUUGAUGUUAGAAACUUUUACUCUUAAACAACAAUAUCAACAAGUUCGACAAGAAUUAAGUCAGGCUUUAUAUCAGCACGAUGCUGCUUGUCGAGUUAUCGCUAGACUAAUGAAAGAAAGAGAUGCUGCUAGAGAAGCCUUAGCAAGCGUACAAGCACAUAUUGCUAUAAAACCUCCUCCGGAAGCGGUUGCUUCAGAAAGUCAAAAUAUGGAAAUCGAGGAACAAGAAAGAGGCAUCAAUGAAGUUGUUAUUAAUAAACUAAAUGAAACUAGUGCUGUACUAUCGAAAAAUCGUAAGAAAAGAAAACCACCCCCAGAACUUACUUCACCUGAUACAAUUAGAACCUUUACACAAAAUUUUUCAAUCGGUUCUUUGCAUACUUCAACUACACCUGGAAUAACGUCUAUGGAUGUUGAUCAAACAGAACAACUAAUUCUUACAGGCGGUAAUGAUAAAAAGGCGCUUAUAUUGAAUAAAGAGGAAGGUAAAGUCACCAGUCAAUUAAAGGGGCAUACAAAAAAGAUUACAGAUGUAUUAUGGCUUGGAAAUCCUAAUGAAGAAGGUUAUGAUACUGCAUUUACCGCGAGUGUUGAUAAAACUAUCAGAAUAUGGCAAAAGACUGAUAAAGAUUACAAGACUAAGUCUACUAUUUCAGCGCAUACCGCUGAAGUCACAGGUAUCUCAGUGCAUGCUACUAAAGAUUAUUUGGUAUCUGUGUCAAACGAUUCAACAUGGGCUUUUCAUGAUAUUCACACUGCCCAAACGUUAGUAAAGACUGAAUCAAAUGAUGUGACAAAUGGUUAUUCGACUGUAGAAAUUCAUCCUGAUGGACUUAUCCUGGGAACUGGAACAAAUGAUUCUAUAGUUCGAAUUUGGGAUAUCAAAACGCAAAAGAAUGUCACAUCAUUUACUGAUCAUACUGGGCGUAUCACUUCGAUCGCAUUCUCAGAAAAUGGCUAUUAUUUAGCAACGGCAUGUGAAUAUAAUGCAGUCAAAUUAUGGGAUUUAAGAAAGUUGUUAAACUUUCAUACUAUACAACUUGAUGAGGGAGCAAAAGUUAAUAAAGUAUGCUGGGAUUACAGUGGUCAAUAUUUAGGUGUUUGUGGAACAGAUGUUAGAAUUUAUCAAGCAAAAUCAUGGAAUCAGUUGGCAGUUUUUACAGAUAAUACUGCUGAAGCUACAGAUAUGAAAUUUGGUGAAUUGGGAAAAUCUGUAUAUGUUAGUGGUUUAGAUCGUACUUUAAGAUUUUACGGUGAGCCUACGGAGGAAUAAAUUUUCCUACGAAAAAUGAAAAUGAAAGGUUUUUUUUUUUUUUUU